AUGGCUUCAGCCGGCCUGGAGAUUCUGGGGAUGAUCCUGACCGUGGCCGGGUGGCUCGGUGUGAUGGUUGCCUGCUGUUUGCCCAUGUGGAGAGUGGCGGCGUACAUAGGCCAAAACAUCGUCAUCACGCAGAUCGUGUGGGAAGGUUUGUGGAUGAGCUGCGUGGUGCAAAGCACAGGACAGAUGCACUGCAGAGUCUACGACUCUAUGCUCGGGCUUCCCGACGACCUGCAGGCAGCGCGGGCUCUGACGGUCGUAAGUACGCUGCUCGGUGUGGUGGGCAUAGCUCUGGCAGUGGCUGGAGCAAAGUGCACCAACUGCACAUCAGAUGCAGCUAACAAGCCGCGCAUUAUGCUGGGAGCUGGGGUGACGUUUAUAACGUGCGGGCUGCUGCUACUAGUAGCCGUCUGUUGGACGGCCAACGGCAUCAUCCUGGAUUUCCACAACCCGCUUUUAGAGGAGACGCAAAAGAGGGAGUUUGGGAACUCGCUGUACUUCGGAUGGGGCGCCUCCUGUCUGCUGAUCCUAGGUGGAGCCAUUUUGUCAUGUUCCUGCUCCUCAAAAUCGCAGAACAAUGCUGUACCGACAAGAGUGGACUACUCAGGGGUCAAAUCUAUGUCUAACAGAAUGGCAGCUCUAGGGUUGGAGAUACUAGGGGUCACCCUAGCUGUGUUCGGUUGGCUUGUAGGCAUCGUGUCUUGCGCUUUACCCAUGUGGAAGGUCACGGCUUUCAUCGGGGUGAACAUCGUAACGGCGCAGACCAUAUGGGAGGGAAUCUGGAUGAACUGUGUGGUGCAAAGCACUGGCCAGAUGCAGUGCAAAGUCUACGACUCAAUGCUGGCUCUCAGCUCAGACCUGCAGGCGGCUCGGGCUCUGUGUGUGAUCGCCAUCGUGAUGGGAGUAAUGGGACUCCUCCUCUCCAUUGUGGGGGCCAAGUGCACUAAUUGCCUAGAGGGAGAGCGCGCCAAAGCCAGAGUUAUGAUCGCCGCUGGAGUCACCUUCAUUUGUGCUGCGGUCAUGCACUUGAUCCCUGUGUGCUGGUCUGCUCACAGUAUCAUCACUUCCUUCUACAACCCCAUAGUCAUUGAGGCACAAAAGAGGGAAAUCGGUGCGUCUCUUUACCUGGGAUGGGCAUGUAGCGCCCUUCUGCUGAUUGGAGGGGGGAUUCUCUGCUGCAGCUGCCCCCCACAGGAAGAAAAUAGGUACGGUCCACCCAGCAGGAUGGUUUACUCCGCUGCACGGUCUGUACCACCCGCUGGCUUUGACAAACGAGACUAUGUGUGAACAAACGUACUCUUUUUGUACUGCAACUCUAUUCAUUUGUGAUGAUACAGCACGAGUCAAUGUGUUUUUCUGUAUAGUGAGUUGUUUUGCCAUUCAAAUGUAUUUCCUAAUAUGUGCUUGCUUUUGUUACCCAGUUUAUGCAGUUUUAAAGAAUUGCAAGUGUUACAUUAUUACUAAUAAUAAGCACAUAAAUAAGUAUGUUCAUAGCCAUGUGUAUAAAGGUAACUAUGUUGUCAUUUUUAGUGUGUUAUUGCUAAUAACUAAAAUUUCUCUUCAGUGUUUCAAUACAUUUGUUUGUAAACUUCAUUGUAUGCAUCUAUGAUGUGUGUUCAUGUUCUAUUAAGACUUCAGUGUGCCACUCUGUCUGCUGCAGGGUAUAAAAAACCUUAAAACAUAUUCAUUAAAAAAUACAAAUUAAAUUUUUCUAUGCUCCAUGAUUUUUCCCCCUAGUCCUAAUUAAUUAAAUUUAUUAACCCUUUCCCCACCAGCAUUUUUUUUUUCAGCAUUUUUGAACAUUUUGACAAACAAUUAGUGGCACCCAGAUAAAUUGUUUGUAUGAAUAUAUGGACAUGCAUUAUAGAAAAAUAACCUCUGUUAAAAAAAAAAAAAAAGUACUUUGCCUUCAUGCAUUUUAUCAAAGCUUGACAAUGAGUAAGUUUCAUAAAAAAAAAAAAAAGACAAAGAAAGAAAGAAAGAAAAAGCAACAUUUUGAGCAAAAAAACUGAACAGUAAUCAUGUUUUUAUUAAAAUCUACAUGGAUAAUCAGAUCAAUGAUCAAAAUAUAGAUGGAGUAGAUCUCUUCCAUGAACACCUCCAAACCUCCGACACCUUCAUGGCUCGAUAACAUUUGGUAAUGUUAAGCAGUUCUGAUUUAUAUGCUGAUAAAAUAAUGUUCUAUAAUUGCUUUAGCGUACAUGUGCAUAAACAAUGCUUCUAUCA
Molecule: messenger RNA, 2223 nt
Organism: Labeo rohita (rohu)
Lineage: Eukaryota; Metazoa; Chordata; Actinopteri; Cypriniformes; Cyprinidae
Product: claudin-9
Exons: 2
Coding region: 1-1284 (427 amino acids)
Biological process (GO): bicellular tight junction assembly; cell adhesion
Cellular component (GO): bicellular tight junction; plasma membrane
Molecular function (GO): structural molecule activity
Source: RefSeq, a predicted model, not a curated record